Molecule: messenger RNA, 771 nt
Organism: Anopheles arabiensis
Lineage: Eukaryota; Metazoa; Arthropoda; Insecta; Diptera; Culicidae
Exons: 2
Coding region: 4-480 (158 amino acids)
Source: RefSeq, a predicted model, not a curated record
AAUAUGGCCCCUACCAAUAACAAAAGAUCCCCCUUACAAGGCGCCGCUUACCACAUUCGAUUGACGAUGAUCAUUCUUUUCCGGGCAUUCGCAUUGCACCGCCAAGGAAAGUUGCCCCAAUUUGAGUUGAAGAUGGAGGUUCCAGAUGCAGGAAAGUUCGACGACCUGGUGUUUCGCUACACAUCGCCAACGAUACCGGAAGGUACUGUCUACAUACAAGCUAAACAUAAAUAUCCAUCCGAAAAGCCAACGAAAUCGAAAAAAAUACAUCCAAACCAUCCGUACACACCAACGCGAAAAGAGCGACCAGCCAUUACGGAAGGAACGCUGCUCACGAAAUGGAACUCCAAUGGGCCAUUUUCAAUUGCUAAGUACUUCAUUUCGUACCUGGAAGGAUAUGAAAGAUCGAGCACAGGACAGCAGCGAGAUACUUUCCUUUUGCGACGCCAUAGGAGCAACGUGUUACAGCUUCAGCCCUGAGGAACAAUUUCAUGCUCUAACUGAUGCAUUACGGCAAGCAAGUCUAGAAAAGCUAGGACAGAUGCUCGUACUACAUGUUCGUUACAACACAGAAAUUAAAUCGAAUUAUUCUUCGUUAAACGUAUUCGUCGAUCUGAUUUCUGUGUCUGUCGAGGAACUAGAAGGAGGCACAGGGAAGUUUAAACUAAGCCAACGAUUACUAACUGCAUAUGAGUCAUCAAUCUUGGGGAAGUUGCGAGCUGUUCUUAAGAGUGAAUAUGAUAGGCUUAUAAGAGCGAAGCAGUGUGACGA